CCUCGGGUCUCCGGUACACUGGAUAUAGGCAGAGACACCGCCGCAGGGUCCUGGGGGUCGCUCGCCAGCCUCUGCCCGGCACACAUGGACUUGAGCAUCUGGAAGACGGCGAGAGGCGCCACGUUCAGCUUCAGCAGGUCCACCAGGAUUCUGGCGAUAACAGACAAGGCCGGGGGGCGUGACGCCACGCGCAGCUUGAUGACGACAUUUCAGCGCCGGAUAGCCGAGUGGUGGUCUCAGUUCCUGACGCGAGCGACGCUAUGGACCCCACAGUGGUUUCCUAAGAUGACCAUUUUCAACUCUCCACAAGAGCGUGCUAUGGCGUUCCCUCACAUGCAACAGCCCAGCUUCCUACUGGCUAGCCUGAAAUCUGACUCUAUCAAUAAGCCCUUUGCACAGCGGUGUCAAGACUUGGUUAAAGUUAUCGAGGAUUUUCCAGCAAAGGAGCUGCACGCUAUCUUCCCAUGGCUGGUAGAGAGCAUUUUCGGCACCUUGGAUGGCAUCCUCGUCGGCUGGAAUCUCCGCUGCUUACAGGGACGCGUGAACCCUGUGGAGUACAGCAUUGCAAUGGAAUUUCUAGACCCUGGUGGCCCAAUGAUGAAAUUGGUUUAUAAACUUCAAGCUGAAGACUAUAAGUUUGAUUUUCCUGUUUCCUACCUGCCCGGCCCUGUGAAGGCAUCCAUCCAGGAGCGUGUGCUCCCUGACAGCCCUCUGUACCACAACAAGGUCCAGUUCCCCCCUACUGGAGGCCUCAGCCUGAACCUUGCCCUCAAUCCGUUUGAGUACUACAUGUUCUUCUUCGCCUUGAGCCUCAUCACUCAAAAGCCACUCCCUGGGGCCCUCCACAUUCGUACUUCAGACUGUGCCUAUUUCAUCCUGGUGGACAGGUACCUGUCAUGGUUCCUGCCCACAGAAGGCAGUGUGCUCCCCCCACUAUCCUCCAGUCCAGGGGGGCCCAGUCCCUCACCAGCUCCCAGGACGCCAGCUAUGCCUUUUGCUUCCUAUGGUCUCCACCAUACCAGCCUCCUGAAGCGACACAUCUCUCAUCAGACAUCUGUGAAUGCAGACCCUGCCUCCCACGAGAUCUGGAGGUCGGAAACUCUGCUACAGGUUUUUGUUGAAAUGUGGCUUCAUCAUUAUUCCUUGGAGAUGUACCAAAAAAUGCAGUCCCCUCAUGCCAAGCUGGAGGUUCUGCACUACCGACUCAGUGUCUCCAGCGCCCUCCACAGCCCUGCCCAACCCAGCCUCCAGGCCCUCCACGCCUACCAAGAGUCAUUCACGCCCACCGAGGAGCAUGUGCUGGUUGUGCGCCUGCUGCUCAAGCAUCUGCACGCCUUUUCCAACAGCCUGAAGCCCGAGCAGGUCUCUCCCUCCGCCCACUCCCACGCCACCAGUCCCCUGGAGGAAUUCAAACGGGCCGCCAUCCCGAGGUUUGUCCAGCAGAAGCUCUACCUCUUCCUGCAGCAUUGCUUUGGCCACUGGCCCCUGGACGCAUCAUUCAGAGCCGUCCUAGAGAUGUGGCUAAGCUACCUGCAGCCCUGGAGAUAUGCACCUGAGAAGCAGGCUCAGAGCAGUGACGGCCAGGCCCGCUGUGUGUCGGAGAGAUGGGCGCCCUUUGUGCAGGAGAACCUGCUCCUGUACACCAAGCUCUUCGUGGGCUUCCUGAGCCGUGCACUGCGCACCGACCUGGUCAGCCCCAAGAACGCGCUCAUGGUGUUCCGAGUGGCCAAAGUCUUUGCCCAACCCAACCUGGCUGAGAUGAUCCAGAAAGGUGAGCAGCUGUUCCUGGAGCCCGAACUUGUCAUCCCCCACCGCCAGCACCGACUCUUUACAGCUCCCACGUUCACUGGCAGCUUCCUGUCAUCAUGGCCACCAGCUGUCACCGACACUUCCUUCAAGGUGAAGAGCCACGUCUACAGCCUGGAGGGCCAGGACUGCAAGUACACCCCGAUGUUUGGGCCAGAAGUCCGGACACUGGUCUUGCGCCUGGCUCAGCUCAUCACGCAGGCCAAACAGACCGCCAAGUCCAUCUCUGACCAGUGUGGGGAGAGCACAGCUGGCCGCCCCUUUCUGUCGUGGCUGGGUUUCUACUCCUCGGAUACAAACAGCUCCUACCCAGCCAAUGACCUGGAUGAGAUGGGACAGGACAGUGUCCGCAAGACAGACGAGUACCUGGAGAAGGCCCUGGAGUACCUGUGCCAGAUGUUCCGACUCAAUGAGGCCCAGCUCACCCAGCUCACGCUCGCCUUGGGGACAACUCAGGAUGAGAAUGGAAAGAAACAGCUCCCAGACUGCAUCGUAGGUGAGGAUGGACUCAUCCUUACGCCCCUCGGCCGCUACCAGAUCAUCAACGGGCUGCGAAAGUUUGACAUCGAGUACCAGGGGGACUCAGAACUACAGCCCAUCCGGAGCUAUGAGAUCGCCAGCCUAGUCCGGUUGCUGUUCCGGCUGUCCUCCACCAUCAACCACAGGUUUGCAGGCCAGAUGGCAGCCUUGUGUUCCCGGGCCGAUUUCCUUGGCAGCUUUUGUCGCUACCACCUCAUGGAGCCUGGGCUGACCAGCAGGCACCUGCUGAGCCCUGUGGAGCAGGGGCGUUCGGUUGGCCGUGUCCGGGGCCCCAGGCUCAGCCUACGCUUCCUGGGUAGCUACCGGACACUGCUGUCGUUGCUGUUGGCCUUCUUUGUGGCCUCUUUGUUCUGCAUUGGGCCCCUGCCCUGUGCUCUGCUGCUCGUGCUGGGCUAUUUCCUCUACGCCAUGGCCAUGACACUGCUGACAGAGCGAGGCAAGCUGCACCAGCUCUGACUACAAGCAGGCCAGCACCUGUCUCCACACAAGCCAGCAGGAUUGCUACACAGCCCCUCCUGUGCACCUAAGAGGCCAGCUCCGAGCCUGAGCCCAGUCACCUUCGCACUUCUUAGGGGCAUUUUCCUGCAGAUUCAGAGCCAUCCGUAAGAGAACCUGAAACAAGAAGGGCAUGCAGUCCAGGCUUGGCCAGGAAGGGAGCAAUGUCAAAGGACCCAUGAGCUGCAAGGGGUGGGCCAACCCAGGGCCCAGCCACUGGGCCUCCUUCCUUCCCUCAAGCGAGGCCUGCAGUGAGAUGGUUCUUGGGGACUUUCUCUUCUUUAACUAUUUCAGGAUUUAGCCACGUGAAACCAAGGAGUCAGUGCUUCCUCCAGGAGGGCCCUGGUCUUUUGCCCUCACUAUCCUUGAGGUGGGCAUUGUAGUGUGUCUCCUUUUCCCAGGUGAUACCAGACCAGCAACUCAUCCUCUGGCUCCAAAGAAUCAAAGACCCUAAAAGAGAUUCCUGAGUAAAUUAGAUGAUGGUUCUCCUCUGAUUCCUAAUUUUAAAACUAAAUUUUGCCACCACACUUGGCAAAGCAAGGAUCAUUCUCCUUUGUAUACCCCCAACGAUGCCAAGUAUGGGCCAUAGAAUUCCACUUUGGCGGAGAGAAGAUCCUCUAGGAGCACAGGCGCUUGCUGGCCCCCUUCUGGCCCCCAAGCCAGCAAGUGCAUCAUUCAGUGGUGGUCCAUGUCACCACCAUAUCCGAGAGGACAAGCUCUCCUCUGCGUAGGGGAUAUGGCGGGGCCGCUGGGCCCAUCUUGCCAGCUUCUGGUCUACAACCAAAGAUGAUCAAAAGCAUUGUUUGUAUCUUCAAUAAAAUCAAGUGCUCAAAGACACAAUAA
Molecule: messenger RNA, 3684 nt
Organism: Pteropus alecto (black flying fox)
Lineage: Eukaryota; Metazoa; Chordata; Mammalia; Chiroptera; Pteropodidae
Gene: SMPD4
Product: sphingomyelin phosphodiesterase 4
Exons: 21
Coding region: 85-2802 (905 amino acids)
Biological process (GO): glycerophospholipid catabolic process; ceramide biosynthetic process; sphingomyelin catabolic process
Molecular function (GO): sphingomyelin phosphodiesterase D activity
Source: RefSeq, a predicted model, not a curated record